AUGUUAUCGUUCUUUUCUACAUUCACUGGUCUUGCUACCUUACUCUCGUUACUCGGAAAUGUACAAGCUAGAUCAAACUCAACCAAUGGCCCCUCGUGCGGAGUCGCAAAGGCAGACGACAGCUCCUACUUCAGUGUCGUCGGAGUGCAGGGAACCGGAGUGCACCCCCGACAGGAACUUCGUGAGCUUGAGAAGGACACGGAAUUAUGGAAUGUCUUUAUCCAGGCGUUUGCUCGCUUCCAGGCUAUGGACCAGAGCCAAAAGACCUCUUUCUACCAGGUCGCAGGGAUACACGGAGUGCCCUUCAAGCAAUGGGACGGUGUGAACGGAACAGCUGGGCAAGAGAUGAUGGGAUACUGCCCUCACACGUCUAGCAUGUUCGGUCCCUGGCACCGACCUUAUCUUGCGUUGUUCGAGCAGGUUCUCCAUGAUCGUGCUGUUGACGUUGCCAAUGAAUAUCCUAUCGGCGAGGCCCGUAACAAGGCCUUGGAUAUCGCUAGCCGAGUACGUCUUCCAUACUGGGACUGGGCGAUGGAUCCGCCAAACGCCCAGGAAGGUGUUGUACCUGAAAGCGUCCGUUGCCGAACACAUACUGUCACUUUCCCCAACGGGACUGUAGCAGAUAUCCCAAACCCGCUGUAUCGAUACGACUUCCAUCCUCUGAUGUAUGACGACUUCGCUGCUUUGAGUGAAUUCGAGUUCAAGAACUGGAACCACACUAUUCGGUACCCACUUGAUCCGCAUGCCGCCAACGCCACCAGUCGUAACAGCGAUGUCAACGCGCGAGUCGGCAAACAGCAACCCAAUCUUCGCGAUAUGCUCUACAAGUUGUUGACAACUUACCAGCCUUUCAGCCAAGUAAGCAAUAAGGCGAAUGGUGGCAAGAUCGGAAAUUUCGAAACUCUCCAUGACGGUCUGCAUAACGUCUUCGGACUAGGUCAUAUGGGCAUAGUCGAGGUUUCAGCUUUUGACCCCAUCUUCUGGUUCCAUCAUUGUAACAUCGAUCGAAUCAUAGCCAUGUACCAAUCUCGCUAUCCCGAUACUUGGAUUGAAGACGCCGUACAACAUUCAGGCACGUUCGCUGUCGCCAAAGGCAGCGUUCUCGGCACUGCUUCUCCGCUGGCACCGUUCCAUAUGAAUGCUCUCGGCGACAUGUGGACUGCCACCACUUCGCGGAACUGGACUUCCUUUGGAUAUACCUACCCUGAGGUUGCCAACAACCCGAGUAAUGCGACACUGACAUCAUCCAUCAAUCACCUAUACAAAUCUCAGACUCAGGGCUUGAGCGAUACCAAUGCGACGAUCCCAGCCCCAGGGGACAGCCCCGACAACCGCACGGCACAGGCUAUCGACUGGCAGUGUGAAGUCAACAUGCCGACCGAUAUCAAGAUAUCUUACUCCGUUCGCGCCUUCCUUGGCGAACCAAGCUCUAACCCGAUUGACUGGCCUACGGACCCCAACUACGUCGGUCAACUGGCAUCGAUGUCUUCUCCUCGAAUGAGUUCCUCGGUCAUUGUCACGGGUAACAUCGGCCUGACUGAGAAGCUUGCGCAGAAGCAUGCGUCCGGCGAGCUCAAGAGCUUGGACAAGGAGACGGUGCAAGCCUAUCUCAAGGAAAAGUUCAGCUGGCGCAUCCAGGCUUUAGACUUCAGCGAGAUCCCACGGAACAAUCCACCAGCAGGCUUGAACGUUACUGUAUUCAACGUGCCAGUCAGUAUUCCAGAGUCCGACACGGAAGUACCAACUUGGAACGGCGACGUCGAAUACAACGACGAUAUCGAAGGCAAUCCACCCGUGUACGACGGACCUGGGCCCGAUGGCACCAACUCGACACUCCCCGCAGACCAGGCAAGUGGAUCCUACAACGCCGUAUCCGGCGAGUUUGUGUGGAAAAAAGCGCCAGAUGCUGCCCCCAACGCUGGUGCUGCGGUGCCUGCUAACCCCAAGACUGAAACAAUGCUCUUGGAGUCUGUCAUCACGCAGUAUGUGGCACUAGGUGCUUCUGCUACUCUGACAUCUGCGCCUACUCCGACGACCACGCCUGAGGUCUCUAGCAAGCCGGUUGUGUCGGAACAAGCACCUGAGCCUACUGCGCCUGCUGAUCCGCGGACUACGGUAGUGACUUCAGUUAUCGUGGAGUAUGUCACUGUGUAA
Messenger RNA from Alternaria atra, 2154 nucleotides. RefSeq lists its product as uncharacterized. The transcript has 2 exons. Gene Ontology annotation, molecular function: oxidoreductase activity. Lineage: Eukaryota; Fungi; Ascomycota; Dothideomycetes; Pleosporales; Pleosporaceae. The record is from RefSeq and is a predicted model, not a curated record. The coding region runs from base 1 to 2154 and encodes 717 amino acids.